CCGUAUUCUGCACAAGCCCAGUCAUUUUCGGUCCUUAAUUUAAGCGCGCGAGACAAGGAGGCACUGGUGUGUCUUCCUCUUUCUUCCAUAUUCUCAUUCUCACCAUCACCAAACCGAAAACCACACCAUGGUUCAUCGUCUCCGUGCCAUCUCCCUCACCGGCUUCACCAUCCUGCUGUCCCUCGCCCUCCUCUUCACCUCCCAGCAAGCUCAAGGAGCCAGCAGCAACUUGGGCCGCCGCAGCGGCAAGGAGAAACGACGACAGGCGUCGGAGGAGCACUACGUCCCCGUGCGGAGCGUGGUGUACCGGUCGCGGUCGGUGGCGGCGGCGGCGACGGAGGCGGUGGGGUACGAGCCGUUCGAGGUGUGCGAGGGGUGCAGGUGCUGCUCGACCUCCAACACGAGCAGCUGCGUGGACACGAGCUGCUGCUACGCCAUCGACUGCAACCUCCCGGGGAAGCCCUUCGGCACCUGCGCCUUCACGCCCCAAACCUGCGGCUGCGGCGGCACCACCAACUGCACCCAGCCCUCCUGAUCCAUCUAUUAAUUCCUGAUUACUCAUUUCGUGUUCUUCUUUGACUGACUCUCAAAUCUCAAUUUGGGUCUGAGACUGGGCUCUGGGGUUUCCUCAACCUUUUGUGUUCUCAACUUCUGAUAGAUGACUGAUCUGAAAAACAAUAUAGAGGAUUAAUUCAGGGCCGGAUUCUGUUUGAAGGAAGAUGAAUAUGGUAUGCAUGGUUGGUGUAACUAGCUACUGCAGCAAAAGUUUCUGCAUUCUAUUCUUUCACCA
This is a messenger RNA of Panicum virgatum (switchgrass), 790 nucleotides long. RefSeq lists its product as uncharacterized. The transcript is spliced from 2 exons. Lineage: Eukaryota; Viridiplantae; Streptophyta; Magnoliopsida; Poales; Poaceae. The coding region runs from base 128 to 535 and encodes 135 amino acids. The record is from RefSeq and is a predicted model, not a curated record.